This is a messenger RNA of Benincasa hispida (wax gourd), 4897 nucleotides long. RefSeq names its product PHD finger transcription factor. Gene Ontology annotation, biological process: regulation of transcription by RNA polymerase II; negative regulation of DNA-templated transcription. The record is from RefSeq and is a predicted model, not a curated record. Gene Ontology annotation, cellular component: nucleus. Gene Ontology annotation, molecular function: acyltransferase activity, transferring groups other than amino-acyl groups; transcription corepressor activity. Lineage: Eukaryota; Viridiplantae; Streptophyta; Magnoliopsida; Cucurbitales; Cucurbitaceae.
UAAACCAAACAAUGACGUGUACCAAUCAUAUUUAGCCUUAUAGAUUAAUUACCAUGUACACGACCGCAUACGAUUCCUCGUAAUCUUGAUCUCCGUUUCGUUGCUACCUUGGUGACAAAGUAUCAGAGAAAAAGAGUAAGAACGGUUCAUCGCAUUGCCGAAACAACUUUCAAAUCUCUCUCUUUUUUUGUUUCUUCGUUAUGAUUUGUAUCUCCGUUUUUUUUUUUUUUCCCAUUUGAUUCUUUAAACUUUUUCUCGUAGUUUCAGAAAUUUCGUAGGCAAUGGUGUUUUCUUAGCCACGAAUUCGUUCUUCUGUUUCUACUUCCCGUUUCAAUGGCGGUUCUGCGCUUUGAGGUACAGGGUACUGGGAGGAAGAGGAAGCGGAGAACUGAAAGAAGGCUUAGCGUUGAUGAAAAAGUAGAGGUGAGGAGUUUGGAAGAUGGUUUUCUGGGUUCUUGGCAUAGUGGGACUGUUAUUGCGUGUGAUAGUGGAGUUCGUCACGUUAAGUACGAUCAUCUUCUUCGGAAUGAUGGUUCUGAUUUCCUUGUUGAUGCUAUUUCCGUUUCUGCUGGUUUAGACGAUGUUAAUUUCUUGAGUGGGAAUACGGAUGUUCGAGGAAUUAUAAGGCCAAUACCACCUACGGUUGAUUUUGGAAAGUGGGGUUUGCCUUAUGGAUUGUGUGUUGAUGUGAAUUACCAGGAUGCGUGGUGGGAAGGUGUUAUUUUUGAUCACGAAGAUGGUUCUGAAGAGAGAAAAGUUUUCUUUCCAGAUUUGGGAGAUGAGUUGACUGUUGGAAUUGAAACAAUUCGUAUUACUCAGGAUUGGGAUGAGGCUACUGGGGAUUGGCAGAGGCGUGGGACCUGGAUGUUUCUCGAGUUUAUUGACCAAUGUGAGCAAGAAUCCUAUCUUCCUGUUUCUUUGAAGCAAAUAUGGUAUGAAGUACGGGUGAAAGAAGAUUUCAUGAAGAUUAGAGAGUGGACUUCUCCCAUGAACGAUUUGUGGAAGGAAUUGGUGAUGGAGGUUAUUGACGAAAAUUUAGAUGUUACUCUAAAGGAAAUGCUUCGGGUUUUAGAAAGUUCCUCCAGUGUAGGAUGUGAAUUAGGUAAAACUAAUAAUUGCAUGGACAAGAAUCCUUCAAUCAAUUUUGUUGACUUUGAUGCAGUUGCAAUUACAGGGGAAUCUGAAAAAAGUGAUAUGAUGAUCAGGAAUGAUUUCAAUCAGGAAAAUGCAUUUGAUGCCCUUGGUUUGGUAAUGGAAGAAGUGCACACACAUGAUAGGAGUGAUUUGAAUCAGGAAAAUGCUUUUGAUGACCUUGGUUUGGUAAUGGAAGAAGUGCAUACACAUGAUAGGUGUGAUUUCAAUCAGGAAAAUGCAUUUGAUGCCCUUGAUUUGGUAAUGGAAGAAGUGCACACACAUGAUGGGAAUGAUUUCAAUCAGGAAAAUGCAUUUGAUUCCCUUGGUUUGGUAAUGGAAGAAGUGCACACACAUGAUGGUUUGGAUGCAGAGUUGCUGGAUUCUGGUCCAAAUUCUGUUAAUAUUCAUCUAGUUCAAGGAAAACCUCUACUGGAUGAUGAUACCAAAAUGAAAUCUUCGAAUGAUCUAGAUUUUUCCUGCCUUGAUGAAGCAUUGUCUAUGCUGCCCAGAGGAUCAUCAUCUAAAACUUCUGAUGCUGAGGGAUUUUCUGGAGCUAGUGGUUCCAUUAGCCGUCAGCAAGUUCCAAUUAUUGAGCAUAAAAAUGUAAAAAAACAGCUGCAAUGUUCGGGGCGUAGAAGCUCUGUUAAGUGGGAAUUUCUUAGUGCUACAAUUCCUCUUGAUGCUGCAUCAUGCCCUGAUGCUGUUAUAGAAUAUUCACGUUUGGGUAAAGAAAAGCCUUCACAAGCUUUGCUCGAAAAUGUAAAGAAGCAUCUUUUAUAUCUUGGCUGGAAAAUUGAGUGCAGGAAUGAUAGGCCUAUUUUUAGAUAUACCUCUCCCAAUGGAAAGUGUUUCUGUUCUCUUCUCCAGGUGUGCAAGCUCUUGCAAGAACCCUCCACUGAGAUCCCUCCAUCUAUUUCCAGAAAUGGAAUGAGAAACAUGCAUGGCUCAGGUCAUGUAAUACUCUCAUCUAGUGUUGCACAGAGAGAAAGGAGUUCAAGUCCCAACAAUUGCUUUCAGACUACUUUUGAUGGUUCUGGCGUCGCUUUAGGACAACCUGAACUUUUGCAUAAAGCUGUCAUGGACUACUAUAACUUGAGUAAGUUUGGAAGAAAUGGAAUGAAGGGCGUGGUUAAAAUGCAAUCAGAAGCAAGGAGGCAUUUGUUAUCUUUGGGAUGGCGUUUGCUUGUCAACCCAAAAUGUAAAGGAGACAGGCAAAGAUGGCACUACACUUCACCUCUAGGAAGAACUUGUACGUCACUUGCAACAGCCUGCAAAAUCUGUUUAGAUGAAGAGGGUGUCGAUAAUAGUACAGACUCUCCUGGUAGAACAAUGGAAAAUAUAUUUUUAAUACAGAAGGCCGAGGGCCAGAUAGUGAAUAAUAAAUUUUACUCUGCACCAAGUAAUAUGGAUGAACAGGAAUGCUCGAUGCCUUCAGAUUCUAUCAGAACAUUUUUUGGAAAGUCUCCUGGAAUAUCUCCAACCAAAGAUCUCAUGGAAUUUAGUCAUGAUAAAUUUCAAAGGACUAAAAAACUCAGGAGCACGACUAAUUUAUUUGAUACUUCAUCUCACUUACUUCAAAGCCAACAUAAUUUAGAUGGUAUAGUGUAUGAAUCUGGCGUCCAGACUGUAUGCAAAAAGUAUGCGAGGCCCAUAAGGAGUUCUGGAGCAGUUAAGCAAAAACUGAACAGAGGAAAUGUAUCUGCAGGUGUCAAUAAAUUUUCAGAAGACAUGGAACGUAGGAGGUCAAUGCGUGUGUCACGCUCAAGCAAAAGAGUGCAUGAGGUGGUCACUCCAAGUCCUUCGCACCACAACCCUAGAACAGUACUCUCUUGGUUGAUAGACAACAAUAUGGUGUUGCCAAGGGCAAAGGUUUAUUACUGUAGAGGGAAGAGUCGUCAACCAUUGGCUGAAGGAAGGAUAUCUCGUGACGGAAUCAAAUGCUGCUGCUGUCAGAAGGUAUUUACUCUCAAUGGUUUUGAAAUCCAUGCUGGUGGUACUUCAUCUCGGUCGGCUGCAAAUAUACUGUUGGAAGAUGGAAAAUCUUUGUUAGAGUGCCAGAUACUUUGCAAUAAAAAAAUCAGGAACUUUAAAAGCGAAGCUUCUACUUGUGGUAAAGGUGAUUAUUCUAAAGGUGAGAAUGACUAUAUCUGUUCAAUUUGUCACUUUGGAGGCACAUUAAUUUUAUGUGAUCACUGUCCAUCAUCAUUCCACCAAAGUUGCCUUGGUUUAAAGGAUGUUCCAGAAGGUGAUUGGUUUUGUCCAUCAUGUUGUUGCGGCAUUUGUGGCCAGAACAAAUUGAGUGAACACGCCAAUAUUGUUGAUGACCCUUUCCUCACUUGUUAUCAGUGUGAACGUAAAUAUCAUGUCCAAUGCCUAAGGGGGACCAAAAAGUUUGGAAGCUGUUCUAAACCUCAUUGGUUUUGUAACAAACAUUGUAAAGAGAUAUACUGGGGUCUUCAAAAGCUAUUGGGAAAAUCAAUUCCAGUGGGUGGUGACAAUCUAACCUGGUCACUACUGAAGGCCACAACUUCUUAUGCUGAUUAUUUCAAUCCUCCUGACCUUGAGACCUUAAUAGAAAAUCAGAGCAAGCUCAAUGUUGCUCUCUCUGUGAUGCAUGAAUGUUUCGAACCUGUUAGGGAACAUCACACAGGGAGAGACAUUGUAGAUGAUGUCAUUUUUAGCAGAAGGUCAGAGCUUAAGCGAUUGAACUUUCAAGGUUUCUAUACAGUGCUUUUAGAAAGAAAUGAUGAAUUAGUAAGUGUCGCUGCUAUAAGGGUCUAUGGAGAGAAGGUGGCAGAAGUACCACUUGUUGGCACUCGUUUUCAGUAUCGCCAACUUGGCAUGUGUCGCAUUUUGAUGAAUGAGCUUGAAGAGAGGCUGAGAGGACUGGGAGUUCAGAGGCUGGUCUUGCCAGCUGUUUCUAGCGUGCUCAAUGCAUGGACUACUUCAUUUGGAUUUUCAAAGAUGACUGAUUCUGAGAGAUCAGAGUUUCUUAACUAUACUUUCCUGGAUUUCCAGGAAACUGUAAUGUGCCAGAAAUUCUUGCUGAAGAAUACAGUUGUGCCUAGCUCAUUAACAGGGAAGUCUGAACUUCAUGAUUAUGCCAAGAAAAACAGCAAUAGUUCUGAUAAUAUUUGUGGAUCCAGUGGGAUAACCGAACUUCAUCCAACAGCACAUGCUGAGGAGAGCAGUAUCUUGCAAGGACAACAGGAACCCUUUGCAGCUAACAACAGUGAUAACAGCCCCAGUUCAGAGGUUAACAUGGGGAAGCCGGAGAACCAUCUUCAAAACAAUACGACAAUCCACAUUGACCAAUUUCCCACUUGCUCAGCCGGAGGCUACAAACAUUUUGAGGAUCUCCAAGAGAAUGCUCAUGAUUAUUUGAAGUAUUACAGGCGGAGAAGUAAGUUGAUCAGUUGUUAAUCAAGACUCAAUUGUGCUUUCAAGCUCGACAAUUGCUUUGAACAAUGAUAAUCGCCCACGUGCAUAAGCUGUUUUCUAGAAUUAGUUUGUAGCUUUGAAUUUUUGCGCUAGGACUUUAGGGCUUAGUUUGUGUUCUCUUGUACAGAAUAAUUGCAGGAGAGAAUCAGUAAGCUCAUUUUGGAUAGUUAAGUUUUCUAGAAAUGGGGUGUUGUAAAUAUUGACAUGGAUUAUCAGUUUUAACUUGAUGGGGGCUGAUAUAUAAAUGAUGUAAACCAUGUGGAGAAACAGCUAUUUUGCAAGGGAACAUUUAGAAUGAAAUUUACUUUAUAUAAAUAAUUUG